CGCUGGUGCUUGCUUAUGCCCGAGGUUGUCGAGCGCAUGGCCACGUACCUCAUGACGUCCGAGGACAUGGCUGCCUUCCUGCAGGCGCUGCCGGAUGAUUGGCUCUCGGAGCCUUUGGCCGCGCUCCGGCAGCUCUACCGCACCGUGCAGACGCGACGUCUUGCGGUUCCGGCGGACGACAUGCGCUACCCGAUCCACACGAAGCUCCGCUUGAACGCCGUGCGAUCCUGGGCGAAGCUGCAGCAAACAAUUGCGCAGUGGCCUGGGCGCAUUGAGCGGAUCGAGCUCCUGAUCGACCUCUUCGAAGCCGAUUGGCCAAGCACGGCUUUUGAAUCGACGGCCCUGGCGCUGACGACGCUGCGUGAGAUCGCCGUCCGGUUUGAUCGCUGCGCCGACUACGAUCUGCGUCCUAUAAUCCAAACACUCGCAUCCACGUCCGUGACGAGCCUCAAGUUGCUUGGCCUGGGCCAUCUGCGCUCGCUGCUCCACUGCCGCCUCUUUGAAAUUCAAUUCUCGCGGGCCUGCGUGACAAGCCUUGCGUCGCUCCUUCCGCAGCUGACUGCUCUCCAGUUGGCGGUCAACGGGUGUCACUACCUUGAGUUUCUCGAGCUGUCGCAUCAAAACCUCAAGGAUGCGAGCGCGAAAUCGCUUGCGGCAGUCGCUACCGCUGUGCCCGUCGUUGAGAACGUUCAAUCUCUCGGCAUCGUGCAUCGUCUGGACACCAUCCACCUCGCCAACAACGUCAUUGGUGUCAAUGGCGCGAUCGCGAUCAGCCUCAUCGUGCCGCAGGCGUGCCACUUAACGUCCAUGAACCUCGACGGCAACCAGCUGAAAACGAAAGGCGCGGUGUCGAUCCUGUCGGCCCUCGCAAACUGCGACUACCACCAAGGCGCCAUCGACGUCCACGACACGCUUGCAGACGACGAGUCCGACUGCGAGUGCGCAGACGCCAUGGAGGCGCUCCCGGACGCCACGUGGGCGAGCUUUCACGAUGAUGACGCUCGGCACGUGCAUGAAAAUCGACCUUUGUAA
This is a messenger RNA of Saprolegnia diclina VS20, 1032 nucleotides long. RefSeq lists its product as hypothetical. Gene Ontology annotation, molecular function: GTPase activator activity. The record is from RefSeq and is a predicted model, not a curated record. Bases 16 to 1032 code for a protein of 338 amino acids. The transcript has 4 exons. NCBI's taxonomy places the organism in Eukaryota, Oomycota, Saprolegniomycetes, Saprolegniales, Saprolegniaceae.